Vigna angularis (adzuki bean) is the source of this 2441-nucleotide messenger RNA. Its product is annotated as transcription repressor KAN1. Gene Ontology annotation, cellular component: nucleus. Lineage: Eukaryota; Viridiplantae; Streptophyta; Magnoliopsida; Fabales; Fabaceae. The transcript has 6 exons. The coding region runs from base 606 to 2072 and encodes 488 amino acids. The record is from RefSeq and is a predicted model, not a curated record. Gene Ontology annotation, biological process: abaxial cell fate specification; regulation of DNA-templated transcription. Gene Ontology annotation, molecular function: transcription cis-regulatory region binding.
CAUCACUGCCUCCUAUCUCUUCCUAUCUAUCUGUCUCUCUCUUUCUCUUUCUCUCUCUCUUUCUAUUUCUCAUUCUCAUUCUCUCUCUCUCUAUGCCCUCUCCUCAUCACAAACACACAUACACACUCUUCCGCUUUCUCUUGAGUAUGUCUGUUUUUGUUUACUAAAGAUUGCUAUCAUUCAUUCUUCCUUUUUCCCUUAGCUUUCUCUCUCUCUGUACAAUCUUCUUCCUUCUCUUAUUGUUAUUAUUCUUUCUUUUUUGUUGGUUCUUUCAAAAGCACAAAGGUUUGUUCCCAGAUAGCAAGAGUUAGCUUUCCAGAUUCUUUCCCGGGGAAAGCCUAAAAACAGGAAAGCAAAAUAAUUCAUUUCAUUCUAUGUCUUCAACCAACUCUCUCUCAGGAACAAAACAAAAGGAUUCUUGCACAGUUUCUUGCCUGUGAAUAUUGCACUUUAAUUGUUUUGUCUCAAAAUCUGAUUUUAAUAAAGGAAAAGAACUUCUCUCUCUCUCUCUCUCUCUCUCUCCCUCUCACACACACUCUAUACUUAUCUCUAUAUCUCUCUUAUAUAGUCUUUAACCAUCAAGCUAUAUACCCCUUCUCAAGAAGAUGCCCUUGGAAGGGAUUUUCAUUGAACCUACUUCAACUUCUACACCUGAUCUUUCCCUUCACAUAAGUCCACCUAGCACUUCCUCUUCUUCUUCUUUGAUUUGCAACAACGGCACAUCUGCUGGUGCCACCAAUUAUGAGGCUCGCAAUUCAACCGGCACAAAUUUCCCUUCUCAAGCUCACACUGAGCUUUCUUUGGGAAGGAAUUUCAGUGGUGGAGGAAGAGGGGGUAUUGAAGAACCACCACCACACAACACCAACAGCAGCAUCAACCCUUAUUAUCAGACCCAACAGCCUCGUUUCCAUCAUCUUCACCACCAUUCUAACACUGGGAAUGUUUCAAAAGCAGCAACAGCGACGAGCACCACAAGUUCCUCCAAUCACUUGAGUCACAUAAAUUAUGGGGUUUCUUUGCUUGAUGUGUCAUCAGAAGGAUUGAGGCCAAUCAAGGGGAUUCCGGUGUAUCACAACCGUUCAUUCCCUUUCUUGCCCAUGGAACAUUCAGGAGACAAGGAUCAUCACGCCAAAAUGUGUUUAUAUCAUCACAUGCCUACAUAUCCCUCUUUGUCCUCUUCUUGUUCUCCUCUGUGUUCUUCUUCUUCUUCUUUUACUUCUUCUCCUGCACCCUACUUUGCCGCAGCGGCAGGUGCUCCGGAUCCCAUGUCCUAUUUGAGCUCAGGUGGGUCCACCGUUGCGGCGGCCGCGGCUUAUAGGGCUGCCACGGCCACAAGGUUUAAUGGAAUUUCUGGAGAGGCCUUCAAAACUCAUCAUCCAUUGCACCACCAUCACUCAUCGUCACACUACGGGGUUGGACUCGGAGGGUCUCAUGAGGCCUCUUCGGGGUUGAUGAGAUCAAGGUUUUUGCCCAAGUUGCCAACAAAGAGAAGCAUGAGAGCACCGAGAAUGCGGUGGACAAGUACACUACACGCUCGAUUCGUCCAUGCUGUGGAGCUUCUUGGUGGCCAUGAAAGAGCUACACCAAAGUCAGUUCUAGAGCUCAUGGAUGUGAAGGAUCUCACAUUAGCUCAUGUCAAAAGCCAUUUGCAGAUGUAUCGAACUGUAAAGACCACUGACAAGCCUGCUGCUUCUUCAGGCCUUUCAGAUGGAUCAGGAGAAGAUGACAUGUCUCCAAUGGGAAGCAGCGGUGGUAUGCGUCAAUUUUCAGACCAAAGAAGCCUUUCAGAUCGACCGGUGCAACAAGACAUGGAUUACUCUUCGGCCAAUACUCUAUGGAGUAACUCUUCAAGCAAUAGAGAACCAUGGCAACAAAACAGUUCUAACGACAUUAAUGGUUUCCGACCACCGAUCUUCCAGUCACAACAGAUAUCAGGAGGACAUCAAAUUCAGGAUUGUGAUUCAACCCAACUGAAGAACAGCUUGUCAGGAUCAGCAAAUUUAGAAUGCAAGAACCCAAGCUUGGAGUUCACGUUAGGGAGACCAGAUUGGAAUGGCAAAGGACAAGCCUAAUUUUCAUUGGUUUAAUUCUCUUAUUGUAGCUAGCUAGUGUGCUUCUUUAGUUUAAUCACAACCCUCGUUAACAGUGAUAACAUCAUCAUCUUUCCUGAAAUGUAGAGAGGUGGUACUAUAAUAUAUAUUCAAGCAGAAGAAGAAAAAGCCCUAUAUAGAAUUCUACUAAGUUCAUUUUGGAAGUUUCCUGGUUCAUGAACAAUUUUGUUUAACCUUUCUUGUAUUUAUACUUUAUUUAUUGGUGAGGAGGAGACACACCAACAAACUUAUGUAGCUGCAAAUGCAGAACAACAGUCAAGAAAACAUAGAGAGGAAGGGGAAGAAAUACAAAAUCUCAUCGUAUUCUCCUGUUCUUUUUCUCUUGCUCUA